Molecule: messenger RNA, 1992 nt
Organism: Coregonus clupeaformis (lake whitefish)
Lineage: Eukaryota; Metazoa; Chordata; Actinopteri; Salmoniformes; Salmonidae
Product: sin3 histone deacetylase corepressor complex component SDS3
Exons: 11
Coding region: 377-1171 (264 amino acids)
Biological process (GO): negative regulation of transcription by RNA polymerase II
Cellular component (GO): Sin3-type complex
Molecular function (GO): histone deacetylase binding
Source: RefSeq, a predicted model, not a curated record
GUCUUUUUCAACUUUCAUGGUUUGCAUCCAAGCCUGGCUGUAAUCUUCUAAUGAGUUAACGUUACAGCAAACCGUGUUCUGGUCUGGUGGUGGACAUCUUGGUAUCCCCGUGCAUUGGAGUCUCGAUUCUGCCAUCUCGAUCAUUUAAAGUUAAAAUAUUAGUAAUAAAGUUAGGAACAAUUCCAGGCAGGCAGUCAUUCUCAGUAACGUUAGAACAUUGACAGGUGGCGAGAAACGCUCAACAUUUGCUUUGCCACCAUUGAGUGGCCUGUUCUGACACGGUCUUGGUGUGAAGUAUAAGAAACACACUGAAGACGCCAGUGAAACUGACCUAGCAAAACACGACGAGGAUGACUAUGUGGAAAUUAAAGAACAGAUGUACCAAGACAAGUUGGCAUCAUUGAAAAGGCAGUUGACGCAACUCCAAGAAGGAACACUUCAGGAGUACCAGAAGAGAAUGAAGAAGCUGGACCAGCAAUACAAAGAGAGACUUCGCAAUGCUGAUCUCUUCCUCCAACUCGAGAAAGAACAGGUGGAGAGGAACCACAUCAAAGAGAAGAAAGCGGCGGUGAAGGAGUUUGACGAUAAGAAGGUUGAGCUGAAGGAAAACUUAAUUGCCGAGCUGGAGGAGAAGAAGAAGAUGAUAGAGAAUGAGAAAUUAACAAUGGAGUUGACUGGCGAUUCUAUGGAGGUGAAACCCAUCAUGACCCGGAAGUUGAGGAGGAGGCCCAACGAUCCAGUCCCCAUUCCAGACAAACGGAGGAAACCUGCACCUGCUCAGUUAAACUAUUUGCUAACAGACGAACAGAUCAUGGAAGAUCUGCGAACACUGAACAAGCAGCUGAAGUCCCCCAAGCGUCCAGUGUCUCCGUCGUCUCCAGACCAUAUGCCCACCACUCCAAUGGAGGCCCCUUCACAGCGCUAUGAGGCCCGCAUCGAAGAAGGAAAGCUCUACUAUGACAAGAGAUGGUACAUACAGUGCAUUCGGUACCAUAAGAGCCAGGCCAUCUACCUGGAGUCAAAGGAGAAUACAAAGAUCAGCUGUGUCAUCAGUUCUGUGGGAACAAACGAGAUCUGGGUGAGGAAGACCAGCGACAGCACCAAGAUGAGGAUCUACCUGGGACAGCUACAGAGAGGAGCGUUUGUUAUCCGACGACGGUCAGCGGCAUAGAACACACGCCUCAUUCUUCUGUUUCUCCGUCUCAUCAGCAUCCUUCUCGUUCUUUUCUCUAAAGUACAUUGCUUCCCUCCUCAUGAUGCUUCCCCACCCUACCGUGUGCCGGAGGAAGUUUUCUCAAUGACUUCCAUUUCAACCAAUCAGGACCACUGGAAGGGUGGCCAUCAUCAAGCACAGGUGGAAGCCAUUUUUUUUCUAGGAGGUUUUUGUUCUAUUGUCAUGAUUCCUGUAGGCUUUGUGUGGAGCUGAAAGGAAUGGGUAGCCCAGGUAUAAGAAAUGUCGGAUAUUGCUCCACCAUGCCUUAUGGACUUGGUGGAAUUUUUUCCAUUUUCCUUACACUAUCCAAUCCUCUCAGAUCUACACAAGUGCAUAGGGGCUCAAAGCUGAUUUUGGAAUAGGUCUUACAUGUCUUUCUACACCUAACAUAGUUCUGUAACAGUUUCCUUGAUCUGUUGUUCAGCUGGAAUCAUGCCAUGUUUUCUAAGAGCGAAGCUUGUCUGAACUGCACAAUCAAUACAUGGAGGAGGUGGGAAAUGGACACAUUUCAUAUUGUCUUUUCAUCUGGUACAUUGUCUGUUUUAUAGUUUUUUUGCUCCUGGUAUAUUGACCUUUUUAUUUCUUAUAAAAAAAUUAUAAUGUAUUGGAUUGACUUAAGGUUUUAAUUUUGUAUAUGUAAUAUUGACAUUAGAUGAGUAAUUCACUCUAGCUAUUGGACUUGGCUGAACUCUAUUUGCACAUGAAGAUGAAACUUAACAAUUUCUAUUUGUACAUUUUUGUGCGUUCCAUUUAUUAAAGAUGUUACUGCCUUUUGUCAA